AGGGGCAGCAUCGCGAGAUUGGGGCGUGGCCAAACCGAUAUAAAUACGGGAAUUCGGGGCUAGCUAUCAGUCUGUCUUCAUUUGUCGGUUUUGGCUGUGUUGGAGAGUUCGUGUAUAAAUUCAGACGUCCUGCGUUGGAAACAUGUCGGCGGCAGUGGAACAGCAGGAGCAGCAACAGAGCGUGGUGGAUCGGAUAAUUAACCUGCCCUUUGUGAGCUCCACUUAUGACAUGGUGUCCUCUGCUUACACCAACACCAAGGAGAACCAUCCUUAUAUAAAGUCAGUGUGUGAUGUUGCAGAGAAGAGUGUGAAGAGUAUCACUUCAGUGGCCUUAACCAGUGCCAUGCCCAUCAUCCACAGGCUGGAACCUCAAAUUGCCAUUGCCAACAACAUUGCCUGCAUAGGUUUGGACAAAAUUGAGGAGAAACUGCCUAUACUUUAUCAGCCCAGUGACAAGAUUGUAUCCAAUGCAUCCGAUGCUGUGGCUGGUGCCAAAGAGACUGUCCUGCAAAGCAUUACUGGGGUUGUUGAUAAAACCAAAGGGGCUGUGCAUGACAGCGUUGAGAUGACUAAAGCUGUUGUGAAUGGCAGCAUAAACACUGUCCUGGGAAGCGGUGUAGUACAAAUGAUGAACACUGGUGUUAAUACUGCACUGACCACAUCUGAGAACCUACUGGAACAGUAUCUGCCACCAACAGAUGAAGAGCUGGCUAUAGAAGCCGCAAAAACUGAGGGAUUUGAAUCUGGAAAGCAGCCCAACUACUACGUCCGAUUGGGAUCACUAUCAACAAAAGCUCGCAAGCGUGCUUAUCAGCAAGCUCUGGGUAGAAUAAGUGAUGCAAAAAGCAGGAGCCAGGAGGCAAUUGCUCAACUGAAUAAGACUAUGGACCUUAUUGAGUUUGCAAAGAAAAAUGUGAAUAGUGCCAAUCAGAAGCUGUACAACACCUGGGUUGACUGGACUAAAAGCUCCGGUGACCCUGCAAACGAGGGAAAUGAGAGUGCAGAGCAAAUUGAAUCUCGCAUCUUAUCAAUGACUCGGAACCUGACUCAGCAACUUCAGACAACAUGCCAUUCCCUGGUGAUGAGUGUACAAGGGCUACCACAGAAUAUCCAAGACAAAACUCAUCGUGUUGGUGCCAUGGCUGGAGAAAUGUACCACAACUUUCGCUCUGCCUCUUCCCUCAAAGAAGUGUCUGAUAACAUCUUGACAAACAGCCGAGGACAGCUCCAGAAAAUGAAGGAUUCUAUGGAUGAUGUAAUGGAUUAUCUGGUCAACAACACACCUCUUAAUUGGCUGGUAGGUCCCUUUUACUCCCAGUUGGCUGGUGAGCAAGAAGGUCAUGAGGCAGCGGAAACCAACAAGGAUUAAAGACUGACUUGACUACAUUAAGUCUUAAGUUACAAUAUGCACUUUUUUUUUUAUUCACAGAUGAACUGUAAUGUUUGUUAAAGCACUGCUCAAACUCCAAUAAGGCUUAUACUAAUGGUUUCAGUACCCGUGUUCAAAGAUUAAUUUUAUUGAGGCAUAAGUUUAAUACUGCGUUGGCCAAUUCACACAAAGUAUUAAUAGCCCACCAAUAACUUUAUACCACCUUUUUCACAUUUUAGAGUGGAGUUUCAUUGUUCAGACACAUCACUGUCUUAUGAAUCAUAUUUUGUAUACUUUUUUUUUUGUAUUUGCAAUAAAUAAUUAAGCAUGA
Xenopus laevis (African clawed frog) is the source of this 1700-nucleotide messenger RNA. It is a transcript of the gene plin2.L, whose product is annotated as perilipin 2 L homeolog. Lineage: Eukaryota; Metazoa; Chordata; Amphibia; Anura; Pipidae. Bases 143 to 1369 code for a protein of 408 amino acids. The record is from RefSeq and is a predicted model, not a curated record. The transcript is spliced from 8 exons. Gene Ontology annotation, cellular component: lipid droplet; cytosol. Gene Ontology annotation, biological process: positive regulation of triglyceride storage; lipid storage.